Molecule: messenger RNA, 4200 nt
Organism: Colletotrichum karsti
Lineage: Eukaryota; Fungi; Ascomycota; Sordariomycetes; Glomerellales; Glomerellaceae
Exons: 3
Coding region: 1-4200 (1399 amino acids)
Source: RefSeq, a predicted model, not a curated record
AUGGCAACUCCAAAGCUAUCGAAGCCGCCGGACCCUAUUGCCCAGGCGGCUGAAACGGGGAGAAGCCGCAGAAGCUAUUACUCCUUUGGCAACGAAGGUAUCACUGCAACCGUGGGCACGUCUGGGCGCUUGAUGCAAAUAAGUCGAUACAUUCCUGGGAAGAAGACUGGUUUUUGCGUCAGCGAUCCUGACAUGCCUCAGCCAUACUAUGUGUGGUGGCGCCUCGACACGCUCCUGUCCCAAGCUCGUGAUAUCUCUUCCAAAGCAGGGAUCGGUCCAUGUAUGGACUCUUUAUGUUCAUGGGACUUCCCCGCCAAAGAAGAUGUUGUCAAUGAUCGAUGGCCAACUUUCUCUCGAACCUCGAAGAACGGUAUUCCAUUCAAGCUGCGAUACGUGGCCUCUGGCAGCACUGUCUACCAGGAAUUUGAAUUCGACUACAGCGACGAAAAGUCGGAAGGCAAGCCACUGCCUUCUCUUUCGGUGAAACCCGACGUCCUCAUCAGAGAACUCGAUUUCGUCGAUAACGACAACAAAUUCAACAGGAAUUUGAACGAGGGCGAAGCUUAUGCUUAUGAGACACAUGUGUACGGCAAUCGCAUCUCUCGAGAACACAAGAUUGGCAAUGAGAAAAUUGUCUUCGGCAUACAGGUGUUGAACGAACAAGCUUCGGUCGACUUUAUGGAGUCCGAAGAUCCCCUCGAGCCUGUUGCCCAUCCUGAGUCUGUCGAGACGUCUGAGUCUCCCGAGCCCACCGGUUUUGUUGAGUCCACUGAGCCCGCUGCCUACGCAGAGUCAUCCGCGUCCGACGAAUCGGCCCAGUCUGUCAAAUCCACCCACCAAGGUCCUACAUACAGCAUUCAUUGGAGUUCAGCAACGGAAGAAAGUGCGUUGGAAAACGGUUCAAAGGGAAAAGUUCUGAAGAUAGUCCUAGCUUACACGCUUGAGGCUGUGUCGGACGACGAAUCUGGCCGGCUCCCUCCACCCUCAUGGAGUAGUUACUCUGAAGCCAAGAAUCUCUUUGAGACCUUCGAGACCCACCCCUUGGUAGACGAUCCAUCUCUUGACUUCUUCAUGAGAAGAAACCUAGAGCACAUCCUAUCGGUCUGCAGCAUUCCGGUGACCGAGACCAAAGGUGAUGAGAUUCCUGCGAUCGCCCUCACUUGCGGUGAUGUCGACGGGCACCGCGUUGCCUCGGCAGCAAGCUUCUACGCCUUCCAGUUUCUUCUUCUUGCGUUGCGUCACUUCAGGUUUCAGCAUGAAUCAUUGCCGUGCAGUUGCGGGAAGACGCCUUCAACCACCGUUGGAGGUCCUUACAUCUGCGUUAUGAAGAGGCGCAUCGAGCGUGUAUGCAAAGGCCAUAUCAAGUGGCUGUUUCAGGAGGUCAAUCCAUCUGGCAAGCUAUUUUGUCCCAAUUAUUGGAUCAACGGCGAGGAAAUCACCGGGUGGCAACAGAACGAGUAUCUUCCACAAAAGUCACUUGUCGAUGCCCCUUUCCAAUUCAUUAAGGCCGGCGACUUCUAUGAGCUCAUUGGAGAGAAGAUGCCGAACGUCGAAGCCCAGGCUAUGAGGUUGGCUCUCAAAGCCUGGGUAGACGAUCUUGACAGUAUCAACAAGCUGGGACUCUACGCGUUCCCAUGUUACGAAGAGGACACGGAUAGGGAACCGACGCAGACCUUUUAUCUCACGGAUCACGCAUUGAUCUGGCAAGCUUUGAAGUCCGCGGAAAACAUUCGCCUCGCUUCCAAAAUCAAGUCUCAAAAAGACAAAUCUUAUUCGUCGCACAAACUGCAACAAAACAUUCUCAAGAGAUUCACGACCGAGAAUCCAAUGUCCAAACAGAGAAUGAUAGCGGCGAAGCGAAGCCCGGCUCAAACGCGAUUUCUUUUCCGCGCAAAAGACGCUGCUCUGUUUCGCGCUAUGGAAUUGGGACUUUUCAAGGCCCCUGGAGCAAGUGUUGAGAAGGGCGAUUUGCAAAGCAGUAUCGAUGUAUGGAAUAACACCAUCAACUGUCAGCAACAUCAUGAAGAAAACGACGACGCUGACUGGGACGACCCGCGAAGGUUUGCAUUGGCUAUCAUCAUGGCUCAGUACAAAAAGCCCAUGAACCUCCGACCAAGAGCAGAGAUGCUUGAACACGCCAUUUCUGUGCUGCUCAGGAGCUCCUCCGCCAACGGAAGUUUCUCUGGAAAGCUUGCUAAGCAUGAACCGGCCAUUUACGAAAGCGAGAGGCUGCGAGACAACCACUGGGGGACAACAUUCGAGGUCCCUUACAUUCUAUGGAAAUACUAUUGUGCAAGGCCAGAAGACGAACGCCAGGCUGUUGAGGCCAAAACGGUUCAUGACCGCCUCGAAUCCAUGUCACACACCAUGACCCAGAUUUGCACACUUUUGGGCGAUUUAGCGGAAGGGCAGACGGGAUCGAAGGGACACAAACGUCGCCAUGGUUAUUGGAUGAAACACAACUUGCCCUUCAAUAACAUGGUGGACGAAGAAAACAUUAUAGAGCUACAAGAUGAGUGGCUCUACAAUGAACCUGCGUUCUUCUCCCCGGCCCCGGUCAUCCAAGCGGAACCGAAUGUUUCUGGCGAAGCAAGCAAUGACCAUCGAGCAAGCAUCGAAAAUUUCAGACUAAGAAACACCCACUCAACUGUUGUUCCCAUGAGAACUAGCAACCAAUUUGUUGGGCUCAUGAUCGAUGUGCCCAAACGAAAACCACUCAAGAAGAAGAGGUCUGAGGAGGAAGGAACUUCAAUUAUUACCAUCACAACUGAUCAGGGUGUCUUGGACCUCACGCGAAAUGUGAGGAGGGACAAAAAGAAAUCUAAGAAAAGGUUCUGGGCAUUUGUCUCUGCAAGCCCAUCUUCCAACCAGGCUUGCAUUGAAACAGUCCCCUCGGGAGAAGAAAAGGAGGCGAAGGAGAUAGAAACUUUCGUCUCUAGACACGAGACUUACGAUAACUUCUUUACGGAAGUAACAGCUGCGAUAUUGAAUACUUGGACGACGGAAUUUCACCUGUCAUUUUACUCGCUCGUUCAGGUCAAGAAAGAGCGUAGUCAACGGACUGGGGAUAUGGGAGAAUCGCGUGAUAUUCCUUUUCCAACGCAGAAGAUUGCCAUGGGUUUCCGAUUUGAAGGCGACUUUUUCGAUCGAUAUUGGACUUGUCGCUUCUUGGAAGCUGAUCCAGAGAAGUCCAAGUCUUCGAAGGAGGAAACAGUUGGGAGGAUGAGAUCUAUGCUUGGUCAGGCUGGUAAAGAAGAGUGGGUUGAUCUUCAGUAUGGACUUGUUUCAACAGUAAAGACAGGUCCCUGGCAACAACGCAGAGUCUUGGAGCUCAAACUGUUCGAAGCGGUCGUGGAAAGAAUGAAUGAGAGCGCAAAAGGCAUCCUAGACGAGGCCAAGGAAAUAUUCGAGGGGAAGAGGGAUAACUUAGAGAAGAGGCUGAAAUUGCUCAAUGAAACGCAGGAAAACUCGAAUCCAGCACGCAAAGUAAACACGCCAACCGAAGCCGACGGGCAAUCGAAUCUAUCUAUAGAUUACCGGAGUUUUCUUGUCACGAGCAGGCAGCUCCAGAAGUUCCAAAACACAUUACAGGCAGUGGAAGGGGACUUUUCGGAGAACAACGCGAAGAUAGAGUUAUGGCUGAAGCGAGAGAAAGAUCGCCAAGCGGAGCGGCCACGAUGGACGUUCAACGACGAAAGUCGAUACCGCGUCAUCAUACACAAGUUACUCGUCAAAAAUGACCGCAACAUUCAGGAACUUAGGAGAAAACACGCCAAAAUUUCGGGUCUCAUCGAAUCAAUCACGAAGGAGCUGGAGCUUGUGCGUAGCAACCUCGAAAUCAUGCGCAGCGACCAAGAUCAGGAACGCAGCAACCUGGACCAGAGACGCGCCGAGGACAUUAAGCUGUUCACGUAUGUGACGGCCUUCUUUCUACCAUUGGGCUUCGCGACUGGUGUGUUCAGCAUGAGCGAAGCGCCUGAGGUUCAGACGCUUGGAAAUAUGAUUGCCACUGCAGUCGGAGGGUUGGUGUUCACUGCGCUGCUGCUACUCGCUGCGAAAAGCAUCCAUAUCAAAGACUUGAUGCGAUUGCUUCGGUCAACCAAUUCAGGCUUUGGUGGCAAGCAAAGCAAACUCGCAAGCACCAUCAACUCCAAGGUUUCUCAGACGGUCUUGGGGUCCAGGGCGAGCACCUCAUCCUAG